Messenger RNA from Rhododendron vialii, 2355 nucleotides. RefSeq lists its product as uncharacterized. NCBI's taxonomy places the organism in Eukaryota, Viridiplantae, Streptophyta, Magnoliopsida, Ericales, Ericaceae. The transcript is spliced from 2 exons. Bases 376 to 2163 code for a protein of 595 amino acids. The record is from RefSeq and is a predicted model, not a curated record.
UUUAAUAGAAGACAAGUCAAGGCAAACUCUCAAAAUCGAUGUAAGAACAUGAAAUUAUUGUUAUAAAAAUGCAAGAAGUCGCACUCUGCGCAAUUCCCAUGGAUCUUCACCCUCGUUAAACCCGCCGUUGGUUGCUCCAAGUACUCCUACGAACAUGUGCAUAUUCAUUCAUACGCAUACAGAGACAGAGACAGAGAGAGAGAGAGAGAGUGAAUCAAUAGCAGAGAGAGAGAAAGAGAGAGAGAGUGAAUCAAUAGCAGUUUGAAGGGCUGUUUUGGAUGAGAAGAAACAAGGAAGCUGUGAUAUAUCUGCCGCACAUAGGUCCAUCGGGUUAACCAUUUGAAUUUGCCCAUUGGCGGUGGAGAGAGAGAGAGGAUGGCGGGAUUAAUGAAAGCAAACAGCGGCAGAGGGAGGCAAUACGGGUUGAUGCUGAUUUUGGCAUUUGGGUUAGCAAUAUUGGGAGUGAUGGCCAUUCACAAGCUCAGGGAGAGGCGUAUUUUGAACCUCCUUGUCAAAGAGAAAGACAGUGAGCUCUUUUCUCUUCAACUCCUCUUGAAGAAAGAGAGAGAAGAAAAGAAGGAAGCAGAAAGGAAAACUGAAGAGAUGAGAGAAAAGCUUUUUUCCCUCGAAACAGAAAAUAGGGAGCUUGACAGCAAGAUCUUGGAGAUGCAGUCCACCAUUUCAUCCCUACAAGAUGAACAAAGAACCAUCGGGUCAACACUAGAGGAGAAGGAAAGUGAGAUCAAAACGCUGCGAGCGAAAGAGGUAGAAACAGACAAAGAAAAUGCCCGAGUGGUAGCUCUGACGGAAACGUUGAGGCAGAAGGAAAAACAGAUCCAAGAUUUGAAGAACCGUCUUGAAAAUCCUAAUCAAGUCUUGCCAGUGAGUACAGAUGACCCGUCAAAGCAGGCUGUGACUUUUAGUGAAACAGAUGCGUGGAGCGAAGAACAUGAAGCGAGCAGGGUGAAACAAGAAAGUGGGGAUGAGAGAACUAAAGGUGCUGGCGAAAGUCUAAAUGAAUCCGCCACAUAUCAAGAUCAGGGAGAUACUUCAAGAAGUGGAGAGGGAAGAGGAGAAGAAGGACGAGGAUUGUCGGAUAUGAAUGAGAUAACUGGUGGACAUUCGCAGAACAGCGCCGAUGACUUCCAAGGACAGAAAGUCUCCGACACCAAUGAGAUGACUAAAGAAUAUUCGCAGAACAACACCAAUGAGGUCCAAGGACAGAAAAUCUCUGAUCCAAAUGAGAUGACUGGUGAAUAUUCGGGGGACAGCACUGAUGAAGUCCAAGGAGAGAAAGUCAAGGAUUUACAAGACAGUGGCAUGCAAGAGGACAAGACAAAUGCUAACAAAACCGAGACAAUGGCCAACCAAGGUGACAAAUUAAGAACUCAAGACGAAAGUAUUGAUAAUGAAACAACAGAAGGUAAAGCAAAUGGAAUAGGUGACGUAGCGGAGGUGGAAAACGUUGGUUCACAAGGUGAUACAAGUCAGCAACUUGUGAUGAAUGCUACAGGUGAAACGAAGUUGGAAAUGGCGGACAACUCACAGGACGGUGCAGGAGAUGGAGUGGGUGCCAAACAUGGUAAUAGAUACAAGGAACUUAGAGAUGCUGAACUGCAGAAACUAGAUACACGCGGAAAUAAUCAGGAUGCGGAUUUGAAAGUAAAAGAUGAAUCAGGUCAGGAAAGUGAGAAUACAGAAGCAGAUGGCAAUCAUCGACAAGGUGAAAGUAUGGAGGUGAAAAAUGAAGAUGGAGUUAGAUUGGACGGGGGAGAAGGUAACAAUAGUGGAAACGAUGUUGAAAAAGCUGUUGUUUUUGCUGAUGAGAGCGGAAAAGGUGAAAAUAACGACGUUAAUCAACAGAUAGAGAAAGUGCAGGAAGGGGAACAUGAAAAUUUUGAGAAGCCUAACGGGACUGCAGCUGAUGCCGAUAAGCAGAAAUCAGAUGAAAUACAACAACAAUCAGGGGAAAAUGACAGUGCAGUCCAACAGAAAACAGAAACGCAGCAUGGGGAUAAAGCAGAUCAAAAUUCUGAAGAAGCCGAGGCAUUCGAGGUUGCAGAAAAAAUUCAAGAUGCAGAGACAGAUCAUUUCAGGGCAUCCAGGGACGAGGUGGAAGAAGACAACGAGAGUGAGGAAGAGACAGAUGAGCUUGAGUUUUAGCUACCUCAAGGAAAACCUUUAAACCGUCUUGCCUGAUGUAGAGUUGUCAGAGAACGUGGAUGUCUGUUGCUAGAGUUGUUUCAUACUUCCCUUAUCAUGUUCUCUCUAAGCUGCUGCAUCUUGAAUUUUCCCCAUAUACGUAUUGAGAUGUAAGGUGACUAUUAUUAUUUAUGCAAAAUCAUGUUCUGGAAA